AUGCGCAAGGAAUGGACCGCGCUGUGCUCGGAAGAAAAGAAGCAGUACAUCGACGCGGUCUUAUGUAUGACACGUCUGCCGUCUAUCAGUGGCGAUCUUGCCCCGGGAGCCAUAACCCGUUAUGAUGAUUUCGUGGCCACACACAUAAAUCAGACGUUGCAUAUACACGGUACUGGAAACUUUCUACACUGGCAUCGAUACUUCACCUGGACGUGGGAGAAAGCUCUAAGAGAAGAGUGCGGUUAUCCGGGUUACCAGCCGUACAUCAACUGGGGCCGGUACGCUCUAGACCUACGCAAUGCUCCCAUCUUCGACGGCAGUGACCUGUCCAUUGGUGGUGAUGGAGCUUUUGUCAACCGUUCGGCAAUCAACGUCCCAAGUGAUGCGACCCCGUUCAUCCGCAUUCCUGCAGGCAAAGGAGGAGGCUGCAUAACGACCGGGCCUUUCAGGAACAUGUCUGUGAAUCUAGGGCCGGCAGCUCCAGUGCUCAAGAACAUCACAGCGAAUCCUCAGAUGAAUGGGUUGGGGUAUAACCCUCGGUGUCUGAAGAGAGACAUAAGCCAGUAUGCAGCAAAGAAUUGGGUCCAAGAUCAGAAUGUGACGGAUCUUAUAACGCAAAGCCCAAACAUCAGCGCCUUUCAGACAACAAUGCAGGGCAAUUUCCCUGCUGGAUUCCUAGGAGUUCACACAGGCGGGCACUUCUUCGUCGGCGGCGACCCAGGCGGUGACCUAUUCGCCUCGCCCGGUGACCCUUACUUUUGGUUACAGCACUCCCAGGUUGACAGGAUCUGGUGGAUCUGGCAAAACCAAGACCCCGCGAAUAGGUAUCACGUAAUAGGUGAUACUAUCACAGUGAACAAUUCCCCGCCAAGCCGAAACGCUACUCUGGAGGACAUCAUCGAUCUCGGUGUGAAUGCACCUGAGAGCAUCAAACUAGCAGAUCUGGUGGACACGCAAGCUGGACCGUUUUGCUACAGCUACCAAUAG
Messenger RNA from Ramularia collo-cygni, 987 nucleotides. Its product is annotated as related to tyrosinase. The coding region runs from base 1 to 987 and encodes 328 amino acids. Gene Ontology annotation, molecular function: oxidoreductase activity. The transcript has 5 exons. Lineage: Eukaryota; Fungi; Ascomycota; Dothideomycetes; Mycosphaerellales; Mycosphaerellaceae. The record is from RefSeq and is a predicted model, not a curated record.